Messenger RNA from Durio zibethinus, 3760 nucleotides. RefSeq names its product cation-chloride cotransporter 1-like. Gene Ontology annotation, molecular function: chloride:monoatomic cation symporter activity. Gene Ontology annotation, cellular component: membrane. The record is from RefSeq and is a predicted model, not a curated record. NCBI's taxonomy places the organism in Eukaryota, Viridiplantae, Streptophyta, Magnoliopsida, Malvales, Malvaceae. Gene Ontology annotation, biological process: monoatomic ion transport; transmembrane transport.
GCAAAGACAAGACAAAAAAUCUAAUCUAGUAGUCCUUUUAAAAAAAAUCAACUCAAUUCAAGAGAAGUUUCCUCUUCGCUCGUCAUUCGCCAGAAACGUUUCGCUUUUUUUCAAAUCUCCGUUUUUCUUCGUAUUUAUCGAAGAAAAGUAGAAAAAAAAAAAAAAGGAAACAGGAAGAAGAAAGAAAAAGCGUCUCCAUCCCCGUUUAUAAUUUAUUUAUAUGUAAAUAAAAUCCAAUUUUUAUCUUGGAACUCUUGCUGCGUUCCUUUCCCUCGGCAUUUUAUUUUAUUUUAUUUCAUUUUUGGAUCUGAAUUUUAAAAAAAUUAGAUCUACAAUAUACUUUGAAAAAAAUAAAUCCAAAAAUGGACAAUGGAGAUUUAGAAGGAGGCGGAGACGAAGCGUUUCAUGGAAAAGGCGGCCGCAAAUAUAGGCCUGUGCGGCCUAACGAUCGGGCCGUUCUCGAGAUGUCCUCCAUGGAUCCUGGAUCUUCCUCCUCGGAUUCCAAAUCUUCUAUCAGGAAAAUUAAAGUAGGAACGCAGGGGAACUUGGAUUCCGAUGGAAGGGAAGGUUCGAUUCCUGAUAAUGGUGGAGCCAAUGGUCCCCACAGGGAACAUAAGUUGGAAUUGUUUGGUUUUGAUUCUCUUGUCAGUGUCCUUGGUCUCAAAACUAUGACAGGAGAGCAAAUUCCGGCACCCUCGAGCCCUAGAGAUGGUGAAGAUGUUUCCAUCACCAAUGGGCAUCCAAAACCCUCUGAUGCUAAAAUGGGUACAAUGAUGGGGGUAUUUAUCCCAUGCUUGCAAAGUAUUUUGGGUAUUAUCUACUAUAUCCGAUUUUCUUGGAUUAUUGGCAUGGGUGGCAUUGGCGACUCACUCCUGCUGGUAUCAUUUUGUGGUCUGUGUACUUUCUUGACAGGAAUAUCAUUGAGUGCUAUUGCAACUAAUGGUGCAAUGAAGGGUGGUGGUCCAUAUUAUCUCAUUGGUCGUGCCCUUGGUCCUGAGGUUGGAGUUAGCAUUGGAUUAUGUUUCUUCCUUGGCAAUGCAGUUGCAGGUGCUCUUUAUGUGUUGGGAGCGGUAGAAACCUUUCUAAAAGCUCUCCCUUCUGCUGGGAUUUUUACUGAGACCACUACAAAGGUGAAUGGCACAGUAUCAGAACCUAUACAGAGUAUAAGUACACAUGACUUACAAAUCUAUGGGCUUGUUGUGACUAUCAUCCUUUGCAUUAUUGUGUUUGGUGGGGUGAAAAUGAUCAAUAGGGUUGCCCCAGCUUUCCUCUUACCUGUUUUGUUCUCGAUAUUUUGCAUAUUCAUUGGGGUUUUUCUUGCGAAGAAGGAUGACCCUGAACCUGGAGUUACAGGCUUGAGUUUGGAAAGCUUUAAAGAUAACUGGAGUUCAGAUUAUCAGAAUACAAACAGUGCCGGCAUCCCUGAUGCUGAAGGAAAGGCGUAUUGGAACUUUCAUGCUUUGGUCGGUCUUUUUUUCCCAGCUGUAACUGGAAUCAUGGCAGGUUCAAAUCGAUCAGCCUUACUUAAAGACACUCAGCGUUCUAUCCCCAUCGGGACAUUGGCAGCCACACUUACCACUACUGGUCUCUAUAUAGUUUCUGUCUUACUUUUUGGAGCUGUUGCCACCAGAGAAAAGCUUUUAACUGACAGGCUACUUACUGCUACAAUUGCUUGGCCUUUCCCAGUUAUCGUUCAUAUUGGAAUUAUUCUUUCAACUUUAGGUGCAGCUCUUCAAAGCUUGACUGGUGCCCCUCGCCUUCUUGCAGCUAUAGCCAAUGAUGAUAUUCUUCCUGUUCUCAAUUACUUCAAAGUUGCAGAUGGGAGUGAGCCUUACAUUGCUACCCUCUUUACUGCCUUUGUCUGUAUGGGAUGUGUCAUUAUUGGGAAUCUGGAUCUUAUCACGCCAACUGUAACUAUGUUUUUCCUUCUAUGUUAUGCUGGUGUGAACCUGUCUUGCUUCCUUCUAGAUCUUCUAGAUGCUCCCAGUUGGCGUCCACGGUGGAAAUUUCACCACUGGAGUCUCUCUCUCCUUGGAGCAUCACUUUGUAUAGCAAACCAAGUUCAUCCGAAGAACUGGUAUCCCAUUCCUCUUGUGUUCUGCAGGCCUUGGGGUAAGCUGCCAGAAAAUGUACCUUGCCAUCCAAAACUUGCUGACUUUGCCAACUGCAUGAAGAAGAAAGGCCGUGGAAUGUCCAUAUUUGUCAAUAUACUAGAUGGAGACUAUCAUGAACGUGCUGAAGAUGCCAAGGCUGCCUGCAAGCAACUUGAUACCUACAUUAACUAUAAGAACUGUGAAGGUGUUGCAGAAAUAGUUGUAGCACCCAAUAUGACUGAAGGCUUCCGUGGAAUUGUACAGACCAUGGGUCUCGGCAACCUCAAGCCCAAUAUUGUAGUCAUGCGGUACCCAGAAAUAUGGCGUCGUGAGAACCUAAAAGAAAUCCCAGCCAGAUUUGUUGGUAUAAUUAACGACUGUAUUGUUGCAAAUAAGGCAGUUGUCAUUGUCAAGGGCCUUGAUGAAUGGCCCAAUGAGUAUCAAAGGCAAUAUGGUACAAUUGAUUUGUAUUGGAUUGUUAGAGAUGGUGGUCUCAUGCUUCUUCUAUCACAGCUUCUUCUUACAAAAGAGAGCUUUGAGAGUUGUAAGAUUCAGGUCUUCUGCAUUGCAGAGGAGGAUUCAGAUGCAGAGGGCCUUAAGGCUGAUGUGAAGAAGUUUCUAUAUGAUCUCCGGAUGCAAGCUGAAGUGAUUGUUAUAACGAUUAAGUCUUGGGAUGUGCAACCAGAGGGUGGAUCUCAGCAAGAUGAGUCAUUGGAGGCAUUUAGUGCGGCUCGGCGGCGGGUAGCUGAUUACUUGGCAGAAAUAAAGGCAGCAGCAAAGAAAGAAGGGACCCCUUUGAUGGCUGAUGGAAAGCCUGUAGUUGUGGAUGAGCAACAAGCGGAGAAGUUUCUCUAUACAACUCUGAAGCUGAAUUCAACAAUUUUAAGAUAUUCUAGAAUGGCAGCAGUUGUGUUUGUAAGCAUACCGCCGCCUCCUGUCAGCCACCCAGCUUACUGCUACAUGGAAUAUAUGGAUUUGUUGGUAGAAAAUUUGCCGAGACUGUUGAUAGUUAGAGGAUAUCGAAGAGAUGUUGUAACUCUAUUCACAUAGUUUCCAGGACUGUAAUUGUGUUACUGUUCAUAUAGGUUUUUCCCCUUAUUUCAUAUCAGUCAAAGUGUUACAUUCAUUCUUUUCAGCCAUUUUGAUCGAUGGCAUUUUGUUAUUUCAUUUCCUAGGUUUUUUUUUUUUUUUUUUUUUCCUUUAAAAAGAACAAGAAAUUUUGUAAAAGUUGCUCUUUGUGGGUUGAGCCCUGAGUUUUAAUUCCUUCUGGUCUGGGCCGAUUGAUAUUCAGCAGAGAACUAAAUUUCUGUACUGUUGCUUUGCAGGCCUAAUUAGAGACUGGGGGUUCAUCCAAUUGACUAGGUAUAUGAAAUUCAUACAAGAUUUAAAAGAUUAAAUUAAUUAAUUUACAGGAUAACAGGCCACGCAAAUUUCAGAAAUUAAGUUUUAAAAGUUGGAGAAGAUAAGAACCGAGAAUUGUCGAAUCCAGUAUGCCGUAACCAAUUAUCCAAGUAGAGAUGUUUGUGAAACGGAAAAGCAAUCGUGAGGCAAUUCACAUUUCUUUUGAAAGUAGGAAAAGCAAUCAUAAGGCAGCUCAACUUUCUUUUGAAAGUUCAAAUCUGGACGCCCCGCCCAAUAACAAUUAGUCGAAUAGUAGAAAUUAGGAA